UAAUGUGGAAAUCAACGGCCGGUCGCGAUAUCGAUACGUGCGUCGUCAACCCAGGAGCCGAGGACGAUGACUGGGAAACGGAUCCGGAUUUUGUGAACGAUGUGAGUGAGCAGGAGCAACGAUGGGGCUCCAAAACGAUCGAAGGCAGUGGCCGUAAUGCGGCUGCUAUCGAUAUGCAACAGCUGCGCGAAGAAACGGAACGUGCCGAUGCGGAAAAGAAACGCAAAGAUGGACCCAAAGCAUCGCACGGGUACGGGGGAAAGUUUGGCGUGGAAAAGGACCGGAUGGAUAAAUCCGCCGUCGGACAUGAACACAUCGAAAAGGUAGAGAAACACGCGUCCCAGAAGGACUACGUGUCCGGGUUCGGUGGUAAGUUUGGGGUGCAGAAGGAUCGCGUCGAUAAGUCGGCUCUCGGUUGGGAUCAUGUGGAAAAGGUGGACAAGCACGAGUCGCAGAAAGAUUACAAGACGGGCUUUGGUGGCAAGUUUGGCGUGCAGCAAGAUCGUCAAGAUAAGUCGGCAGUAGGAUGGGAUCAUCUGGAGGCACCACAGAAACACGAAAGCCAGAUCGAUCACAAAGUGGGCUUCGGAGGGAAGUUUGGCGUUCAGAGCGAUCGCAAGGAUAAGUCCGCUUUCGGCUGGGAUCAUGUGGAGAAACCACAGAUGCACGAAAGCCAGCUCGAUCACAAAAUUGGCUUCGGUGGAAAGUUUGGCGUGCAAAAUGAUCGAAUGGAUAAAUCGGCGGUCGGCUUUCAAGAGCAGGAUAAAAUCGGAACAAACUACACGAAAGUGAAGCCAGACAUUGGAUCCGCCAAGCCGUCCAAUUUGCGUGCCAAGUUUGAAAACUUUGCUGCUACUGCCGAGGAAGAUGCACGGAAGCGAGCGGAAGAGCAGAAACGAUUGCGUGAGGAAAAGGAUCGACGUGAUCGGGAAGAAGCCGCCAAACGGGUGAAUUAUUCAGCAGAAUCAACGGAGCCGAAAAAACCGGAACGGAAAGGUCCUAUCAAUACGGGACGAGAGGCCGGUGUCAGUAGUGCUAUCAGCAAUUUCAACAAACCUUCAGAAAAUGCCUCGCAGGAAAAAUCGAGGAAAGGCCCAAUUGUACUGCCCAAGGAAGAAGAACCACGCAAGCUGUUGGUACAACCGGACGUGAUCCCUGCUUCAGAGUCUAGUUCAGUAUUAGCGGAAGAAGUGAAGCAGCCCGAAGCGCCGGAAGCGGAACAGGUGCCGGAACCUGCACCAGUUACUCGAACAUCGUACAGCGCAACGCCGGUCGCAGUAUCGGAAGUAGAGGAACCGGCUGCCAAAGCAUUUUCCACCGUUUCCGAACAGGUGCCAGAUGUAGAACAGCCGGUGCAAGAAGAAGUUGAAGAGUUCAUUCUCUCUCCAGACAAUCCUGGCAUACAAGCGAUUGCGCUGUACGAUUAUCAAGCCGCAGCGGAUGACGAAAUAUCCUUCGAUCCGGAUGAUAAGAUAACGCACAUCGAAAUGAUCGAUGAAGGAUGGUGGCGUGGAUGGUGCAAUAAUAAGUAUGGACUGUUUCCAGCAAAUUACGUACAGUUGCUGCAAUGAGUCAUGCUCAAAGUCCUCGUUCAAAUUAAGGCACAAAUUUGUAUCCGCAUUUA
Messenger RNA from Anopheles maculipalpis, 1624 nucleotides. It is a transcript of the gene Cortactin, whose product is annotated as src substrate cortactin. Gene Ontology annotation, cellular component: site of polarized growth; cortical actin cytoskeleton; actin filament. The record is from RefSeq and is a predicted model, not a curated record. The transcript has 6 exons. Bases 3 to 1571 code for a protein of 522 amino acids. Gene Ontology annotation, biological process: regulation of actin filament polymerization. Gene Ontology annotation, molecular function: actin filament binding. NCBI's taxonomy places the organism in Eukaryota, Metazoa, Arthropoda, Insecta, Diptera, Culicidae.